CAGUGUGCUAACUCUUAAAGCUGAAGAUGCUGAAAACAAUGGAGCUGAAUCCCUCCACAUAUGGGCGGAAAGUGAUGGGGCCAUGGCAUGCCUACCAUAUGUCGUCGCUGCUGCUAGUCCUACACACAGAUGUUGGCAUAUUUCUACACUUCAAAGGAACAAAGUCAAAAGAUCCGAAUUCCAGAGACAUCAUUUCUCUACCACCCUCUCCCAUGGAAACCAGGGCCCGUUCAAAUUGGGCUGUUCUUGCCCUACUUUGUCGUCGGAUCUUGUGUCAAGUCUUUGACAGCUCAUUGGACGCACGGGGAAUUGGGAUCCGGCCUGAUGAUGGCUGACCCUGAAACAAUCAAAUUGCCUCUUUUACGAACCUUUGUAUCACCUAUGCUUUGUUCCGAACCGAACAUUCCCACUCUGGCGUGGUAUUCGGGACCUAGAGGUGACGUUCUACCAUCUUUGCAACCUCACGAUGCUCUUUGCAGACGGCCCCCAAAGGCCUAGAACAUGAUGUUGCAUCCGUCUGCUAACAGUGCUGCGGUAAGAUGUCAUGACCAUUCAGUAGAGCAUGCCCACAGACAUGACAGGUUCAACUCUACUUUACCUUGGGAUGAUUUUGGACAACGACGGCUUGGUCUUCCUGGCCGCUGUACAAGCACUCUUCAUCAUGACAAGAAAACCUCUGUUGGUAUCACCAAGUAGUAAUGGCACCAGGAGAAUGCUCAGAACAAA
Exophiala mesophila is the source of this 726-nucleotide messenger RNA. RefSeq lists its product as uncharacterized. The transcript is spliced from 2 exons. The record is from RefSeq and is a predicted model, not a curated record. Bases 130 to 498 code for a protein of 122 amino acids. Lineage: Eukaryota; Fungi; Ascomycota; Eurotiomycetes; Chaetothyriales; Herpotrichiellaceae.